Molecule: messenger RNA, 441 nt
Organism: Cooperia oncophora
Lineage: Eukaryota; Metazoa; Nematoda; Chromadorea; Rhabditida; Trichostrongylidae
Source: the annotation of a GenBank genome assembly
AUGAUGCGUAUGAUUCAAGAAGGUCGAUACGAAUUUCGAAAAGAACAGUGGGCUACCAUCACACAAGAAGCAAAGGAUAUGAUAUCCGGAUUGUUACGAGUUAACGUAGCAGAAAGGCUAACCGCUAAGCAAUGUUUGAUGGAGCCAUGGAUGAAUCCAACAGCUGAAGUGUAUCCGAAAGAGAAUAUGCGGAAACUCUUUAGACAGUCUAUCAUUUUGGUACGGUUCCUUUGUCGCCUCAGAAAUUACAAGUAUCUCAAGACUUUGGUCGAUCGUGAAUCUCUUCGCAAGCGUCCGUUCAGAGAUCGGGACAUUCGACACGAGGCGGAGUCUGCGAUCUUCUCUGUUUACGGUCACUGGGUUAAUCGUGGAUUUUAUUAUUCCCGCGACAUGCUCUUUGCCAAUAGACCGCGGCCGAAAUAUCAGAAGACUGAAGCUUAG